Molecule: messenger RNA, 729 nt
Organism: Gongylonema pulchrum
Lineage: Eukaryota; Metazoa; Nematoda; Chromadorea; Rhabditida; Gongylonematidae
Source: the annotation of a GenBank genome assembly
AUGAGAAAAGAUCUCGGAUUUCUCUCCAGCUCUUAUCGAUUUGAGCAAAUCAUCACACUUCCUGAGCAAACCAUUGUAUCCUUCUUCUCAACGUGCUGCAAGCUUGGCAUGUGCUUAAAAUCACAGGAUAAAAUUCUAUUUGCUUCGUUACAAACGCACCAAGAAUGCGGCACCUUACAGCUUUCACUUUUCAACAGCAUUGCAGCACAACUAAAGCAAUUGCUUUUGCAACGAGUUUUAUCCUUCCGUCGCAACUGUGAGUUUGUACACCUACUAGCGCACUGUGUUCUUUCAAAUGGAGUAGCAGCAGAUGCAGUUCUGGACUGCCUUCUCACCAUUGCUUUUAUGUAUCUAGCAGCUGGAAGCAGUCGUUCUACGGAAAUAACAGAACUUAUUUUGGAGCUUUUGUUUGCAGAGGAUAUUGUCAUUGCUAAUCGAUGCAGAUGUGUAAUGGCAGCUAUUACAUCAAACUACUCUGCUACCUGUGUCAAAAAUCACCAGUCCUUAUUUGUGCUGGUGGAAGGUGCUGCAUCGGCAAUUGCGGCGGAACACAAAACUUCCAGUGCAUCAUCCACUGGUCACUUAUUGGCCACUAAAUUUACUCCGUCAAUUGUUGGUGAGCUGGAAACUGAACUACAGAAUUUGCUUGUCCAGGCCAAGUCAUCGUCGGAUUCGGAAGGCUUUACGAAAGCCGGUAAAAUGUCAAUUUUAUCCGUGAGCAGUAGAUGA